GAUAUCCACUGCACUCUUCAGCUGAACCUUCAACCUUCUCAGCUGAACCGGAAGCAUGACCCGCAAUAUAGAGUAGAAACUCGAGCGAACGAGACUAUCAUUUCUGUCUUCUGCGCAUUAAAACGCCUUGUCCUCCCCCUCUGCGCAAUGAACUAGACGUUCGUGCUCUUAUCCUCUUAUCAAUUCCUUCCGCGUGACUUGCGCGGAGGAAACAUCGGUCGCACGGAAUGACGGGGCCCUCGACGGUUUCAGAGCAAACAUCUCUCAUACACAAUCAAUCGUCUAUAGAUCGACGACAGCAGAGUGAUACUGACAUGGAUGUCCACGCUGCCGCGCAGAAACUGGGGCUGGGGGUGGGCAGGCGGACUCUCGGCAUUUGUCUGCUAAUGAUCGUUGUCGUGCUGUGGACGGCCUCGAGCUUUCUAGCCAGCACCAUAUUUUCCGAUAAUACCUACUCUAAGCCGUUCUUCAUGACAUAUUUCAACACCGCAUUCUUUACUCUCCCCCUGUUUCCGAUAUUCUUGAACCGCCUUUGGAGACUCUGGCGCUUGAAUAAACUGUCGCAGAUUACUUCGUGGCGGACCUUCUUGAAACACAUUGAUGCGAGUAGUGCAAAGGGAGAACAGGAUAUACUCGAUGGCAGGGACAGUGACGCUGAGCUCGAAAGCUCUCACGACAGACUGCAUACUAUUGAUACAGAGUCUGGGGCGCUGAGUUUAAGAGACACAGCAAAGUUGAGUCUUCAGUUUUGUAUUUUAUGGUUCGCUGCCAAUUACUUCUCCUAUUCCUGUCUGCAGUACACCACAGUCGCAAGCACGACCAUUUUAACCUCCACAAGCGGCGUAUGGACUCUCAUCUUCGGCGCCUUCCUCGGCGUCGAGAAAUUCGGCAUCCGCAAGACCCUGGGCGUCCUCGCCUCCCUAGCAGGAAUCAUCCUCAUCUCCCGCGUCGACAUAUCUGGGUCCGACGACAACGGUGGCAGUGACAGCACCGACGGUGCCAUUCACAGAACACCCGGCGAGAUCGCCCUCGGCGAUGCCAUGGCCGGCGUCAGCGCCGUGCUAUACGGAGUCUACACUAUCGUCAUGAAGAAGCAGGUAGGCGACGAGUCCAAGGUCAACAUGCAGCUCUUUUUUGGUCUCGUGGGCGUCUUCAACUUUAUCCUCCUCUGGCCGGGUUUCUUCAUUAUGCACUGGACGGGUGUUGAGCCGUUUGGUCUGCCGGAUACGAGUAGAAUCUGGACUAUCAUUUCGAUAAAUGCCGUCAUCUCCCUUACAUCCGACAUCGUCUGGGCCUACGCAAUGCUCCUAACCACCCCGCUCGUCGUCACCGUCGGGCUCAGCAUGACCAUUCCCCUCUCCCUAGUCGGCCAGAUGAUCCUACAGGGACGGUACUCGUCGCCGCUGUACUGGGUCGGCGCUGCGAUUGUGUUUCUGUCGUUUUUGGUCGUUAACCAGGAAAGUGCGGUUAAUGAUCCCGAGCCAGUGCAGAGGGGGCAUUAUGAUGCUGUUCCUGGUGAGGAAGCGGGUGAAAGGGUUCGAUAGGUAUGCUUUGGGGGCAAUUUAUAGAUAUAGAUAUAGAUAUAUAUCUUUUUGAAUUAGAGAUAUUUCUAUUUUGCUACUGUUACUGUCAAUUACUGUUCAUGGUAAACGUGUUUAUAUAUUCAAAUCCAACAUUAUUCAUUCGGA
Aspergillus wentii DTO 134E9 is the source of this 1688-nucleotide messenger RNA. RefSeq lists its product as uncharacterized. The record is from RefSeq and is a predicted model, not a curated record. Gene Ontology annotation, biological process: regulation of peptide transport. NCBI's taxonomy places the organism in Eukaryota, Fungi, Ascomycota, Eurotiomycetes, Eurotiales, Aspergillaceae. Bases 315 to 1544 code for a protein of 409 amino acids. The transcript is spliced from 6 exons. Gene Ontology annotation, cellular component: membrane.